Molecule: messenger RNA, 1601 nt
Organism: Mangifera indica (mango)
Lineage: Eukaryota; Viridiplantae; Streptophyta; Magnoliopsida; Sapindales; Anacardiaceae
Product: fructose-1,6-bisphosphatase, cytosolic
Exons: 12
Coding region: 393-1415 (340 amino acids)
Biological process (GO): sucrose biosynthetic process; fructose metabolic process; fructose 6-phosphate metabolic process
Cellular component (GO): cytoplasm; cytosol
Molecular function (GO): fructose 1,6-bisphosphate 1-phosphatase activity
Source: RefSeq, a predicted model, not a curated record
CUCUGAGUCAACUAGGUACAAGAACGAAUAAAGAAAAUAGUUAAAAAAGGUAAAAUCGUCUUGAAGUCCGCGAUCUCGUCCUCUUCAACGAACACGCAAACCAAUACAAAACAAACACUCGUAACCGUCGAAUCAGCUUAUCGUAAAGCCGACGAAAAUCGUAAACGCUAUCUUCAGUCACGGCUGCCUGCUUUCUCCCUCAGUCACCUACUGCCACGUGUCCUCUGGAUUACAGAAUCCCAAUCCUCCCUCCCAAUCUCAUCCUCCCCAUCCACUACUUCACUUUCUUGGCUAUAGUCCAUCCGAAGCACGUAUAAAUAAUAAUCCUCUCAGCUUUUUUUUUUUUUUUAAACCAAAACGGUGCGUUUUUGUGGUUUAAGAGAGAACUAGAGAUGGAUCACGCGACCGAGGCGCACCGGACCGAUUUGAUGACCAUAACUCGUUUCGUGUUGAACGAGCAGUCGAAGCACCCGGAGUCACGCGGCGACUUCACGAUUUUGUUGAGUCACAUUGUUCUUGGUUGCAAGUUUGUUUGUUCUGCUGUUAACAAGGCGGGUCUUGCCAAACUCAUUGGACUUGCUGGAGAAACCAAUAUUCAGGGUGAAGAGCAGAAGAAAUUGGAUGUGCUUUCAAAUGAAGUUUUUAUUAAAGCUUUGGUUAGCAGUGGCCGAACAUGUAUCCUUGUCUCUGAAGAAGAUGAAGAGGCAACAUUCGUGGAGCCCUCUAAGCGUGGAAGGUACUGUGUGGUUUUUGAUCCAUUGGAUGGAUCCUCUAACAUUGACUGUGGCGUUUCUAUUGGAACGAUUUUUGGGAUUUAUGCAAUGAAAGAUAGCCAUGAACCAACUCUAGAUGAUGUCUUACAACCUGGGAAGAAUAUGGUUGCAGCUGGAUAUUGUAUGUAUGGGAGUUCUUGCACGCUUGUAUUAAGCACUGGGAGUGGUGCCAAUGGAUUCACCCUCGACCCAUCUCUUGGAGAGUUUAUUCUUACUCACCCAGACAUCAAGAUUCCAAAGAAAGGAAAGAUUUAUUCUGUAAAUGAAGGAAAUGCUAAGAACUGGGAUGGUCCAACAACCAAGUUUGUGGAAAAAUGCAAGUUCCCUAAAGAUGGUUCGUCACCGAAGUCUUUAAGAUACAUUGGAAGUAUGGUUGCUGAUGUCCAUCGCACAUUACUUUAUGGAGGUGUCUUUUUAUACCCGGCUGAUAAGAAGAGCCCUAAUGGGAAACUACGUGUUCUCUAUGAAGUCUUCCCCAUGUCGUUCUUGAUGGAACAAGCGGGAGGUCAGGCUUUUACUGGCAAGCAACGGGCACUGGACUUGGUUCCGAAGGACAUUCAUGAGCGGUCUCCAAUAUUUCUCGGCAGCUAUGAUGAUAUUGAAGAUAUCAAAGCAUUGUAUGCAGCUGAAGAGCAGAAGUAACGAGCUUUGGUCAUGCCAUGUUUCAUGCUUACUUGCCUUUUAGUUUUUCAUUUCUAAUCAGCUACUUGUGACAUACCCUUUCCUUUAAGGUCUUCGUUUGCACUGAAAUGAUGCAAUUUAUUGGUGGACAACUAAUGUCCUAUUGAUACAUUUUAAAUGGAAGGAAGCGAGUAAGUUACCCGUUAA